GGUGCCAGGAAACCCCAUGCGCGUUGGGGUCUAAUAUGCUUCCACCAUCGAUUUUUAGCUAAGUUGAGGGAGGGCUCUGUCGCAUCCACACAAGCCCACCAAAGCUCCAAGUAUACUUACAUCAAACCCCGUUUAAACCUUAAUUUUAACUCGUUUAACACUAAUUCAUUUAGCUUAGUAGUGUAUUGACAUCUGUGAAGCAUCAUGUCGACGAACAAUCAAGCUGUUUCGUCUUCGGAACCCAUCAAAAUGGUUGUCAAGUCCAACCACACCAGCAACGGGAAUGUUCAUCAUAUAGCCACAAUUGGCCCCACAGGUCUUGCCGAGUUGGCCCAUAGAGAAUAUCAGACUGGUGACUAUGAAAAUGCAGAGAAACAUUGUAUGCAAUUAUGGCGUCAAGACCCAAGCAACACAGCUGUACUGCUUUUGCUUUCAUCCAUUCACUUCCAGUGUCGCCGUCUUGACAAAUCUGCACAUUUCUCCAUGCUGGCUAUCAAACAAAACCCCAUGUUGGCCGAGGCAUAUAGCAACUUAGGGAAUGUUUACAAGGAACGCGGACAGCUGCAGGAAGCUCUCGAGAAUUACCGUCACGCUGUUCGUUUGAAGCCUGAUUUCAUCGAUGGUUACAUCAACUUGGCUGCGGCUUUGGUUGCUGCAAAUGACAUGGAACAAGCUGUUCAGGCUUAUGUAUCUGCUCUUCAGUAUAACCCUGAUUUAUACUGUGUAAGGAGUGACCUUGGCAAUCUGCUGAAGGCCCUUGGAAGAUUAGAUGAAGCUAAGGCAUGCUACUUGAAGGCCAUAGAAACUCGGCCAGACUUCGCUGUUGCAUGGAGCAACCUCGGGUGUGUGUUUAAUGCCCAAGGUGAAAUUUGGUUGGCCAUCCAUCAUUUUGAGAAAGCUGUCGCCCUCGAUCCAAACUUCUUAGAUGCAUACAUCAACCUGGGCAAUGUUCUGAAGGAAGCGCGCAUUUUUGAUAGGGCCGUUGCAGCUUACCUCCGUGCACUCAACUUAUCUCCCAACCAUGCUGUGGUUCACGGAAACCUGGCAUGUGUUUAUUAUGAGCAAGGGCUCAUUGAUCUUGCCAUUGACACUUACCGACGGGCCAUUGAGCUGCAGCCAAACUUCCCAGAUGCCUACUGUAACCUUGCCAAUGCCCUCAAGGAAAAAGGACAGGUUAUUGAAGCUGAGGAGUGUUACAACACUGCCCUUUCAUUGUGCCCAACCCAUGCUGAUUCUCUCAACAAUUUGGCUAACAUUAAGAGAGAACAGGGCUUCACAGAAGAAGCUACAAGACUGUACCUCAAGGCCCUGGAAGUAUUCCCAGAGUUUGCGGCUGCACACUCCAAUCUUGCUUCCAUUUUGCAGCAACAAGGCAAACUCAAUGAAGCCCUUAUGCACUACAAGGAAGCCAUCAGGAUCCAACCCACAUUUGCGGAUGCCUACAGUAACAUGGGCAACACACUUAAGGAAAUGCAAGAUAUUCAAGGAGCAUUGCAGUGUUAUACCCGUGCCAUUCAGAUCAACCCAGCUUUUGCUGAUGCUCACUCCAAUCUAGCUUCUAUCCACAAGGAUUCUGGUAACAUUCCAGAAGCAAUUCAGUCCUACCGUACAGCCUUGAAAUUGAAACCAGAUUUCCCUGAUGCUUUCUGCAACCUGGCCCAUUGCCUUCAGAUAGUAUGUGAUUGGACAGAUUACGAUGCAAGAAUGAAGAAGUUAGUUAGCAUUGUGGGAGAACAGUUAGAGCGUAACCGUCUACCGUCCGUACAUCCUCAUCAUUCUAUGCUGUAUCCCCUUUCACAUGAGUAUCGAAAGGCUAUUGCUAACAGGCAUGCAAAUCUUUGCAUGGAAAAGAUCAAUGUCCUUCACAAGCAACCUUAUAAAUACCCAUCAGAAUUGACCUCUGAUGGGCGAAUUAGAGUGGGUUAUGUGUCCUCUGACUUUGGAAACCAUCCCACCUCCCACUUGAUGCAGAGUAUUCCGGGGCUGCAUGAUAAAUCCAAGGUCGAGAUCUUUUGUUAUGCCUUGAGCCCUGAUGAUAGUACGACAUUUAGGAGUAAGAUUGCAAGAGAAGCUGAACACUUCAUAGAUUUGUCACAGAUUCCUUGCAAUGGUAAAGCUGCCGACCGUAUCAAUCAGGAUGGAAUCCACAUAUUGGUCAACAUGAAUGGUUACACUAAAGGUGCUCGCAAUGAGAUAUUUGCUCUUCAUCCUGCACCAAUUCAGGUAAUGUGGUUAGGUUAUCCUGGAACAAGUGGAGCUCCAUUCAUGGACUACCUCAUUACGGAUCGUGUAACUUCCCCUACCAAACUGGCAUCACAGUAUAGUGAAAAACUGGCUUACAUGCCAGAUACUUUCUUUGUUGGAGAUCAUAAACAAAUGUUCCCUCACCUCAAAGAGCGUGUCUUGCUCGAAUCAAGCGAUAACCCCAAGAUUCUUAAUAAUGAUACUAUUAAAGAUACAGUUGCCAUUAUUAAUACUACCGACUUGAGUCCUGUGAUAGAAAGUGCUGAAGUGAUGACCAUCAAGGAGCGUGUCCAGCCUACCACCACAAAGGAAUCUGUUGAAGUUGCUGUAACUGUAGCACAGCUUCCCACUACUGCUCCAAUUGAAUCCAUGAUCCAGACUGGCCAGGUACAAGCCACAGUGAAUGGCCUUUUGGUUCAAAAUGGUCUUGCCACAACUCAAAUGAAUAAUAAGGCAGCAACAGGUGAAGAACCCCCUCAGAAUGUUCUCAUUACUACACGCAAGCAGUAUGGCCUUCCAGAUGAUGCUGUCAUUUAUUGCAAUUUCAAUCAACUUUACAAGAUUGACCCCUCAACCUUACAAAUGUGGUGCAAUAUUCUUAAACGGGUUCCAAAGUCAAUAGUUUGGCUUCUGCGGUUCCCAGCACAUGGAGAAGCUAAUAUACUUGCACAAGCACAGCAGUUAGGUGUUGGGGCUGGACGUAUUAUUUUUUCAAAUGUUGCUGCCAAGGAGGAACAUGUACGUCGUGGACAGUUGGCUGACGUCUGCCUCGAUACUCCUCUAUGCAAUGGACACACAACUGGAAUGGAUGUACUAUGGGCUGGUACUCCCAUGGUUACACUCUCUGGUGAAACACUAGCUUCCAGGGUAGCAGCAUCUCAGUUGCACUGUUUAGGCACUCCUGAACUUGUCGCAAAUACGAGACAAGAGUAUGAAGACAUAGCUGUUAAAUUAGGAAAUGAUCGUGAAUAUUUAAAAGCCACUCGUUGUAAGGUAUGGAAGGCCCGUCUAGAAUCUCCAUUAUUUGAUUGCAAAACCUACUCAAGAAAUCUGGAAAGACUCUUUAAAAGAAUGUGGGAAAAAUACGGAAACCACGAGAAGCCAGAUCACAUUACAGAGUGGUAAUAGGAGAAAUUUGUAUGUAAGUAUUUGGUAGGCAAAUGUAAAGUAGCAGUAAUUUUUAUGAGGUUAAUCUACUCAGUAUAUCUGGAAAGUAUUCCUUAUUGCCUUGUAGUAUUGUAUGAGGAAUGCAGUAAGAUGGUAAUCUUUUUAUCUUAACCCAUUUUAACAUCUUUCAUAGUCCCUUACAUCAAGUUAUAGCUUUGCCUACCAAAAAGAAAAAUUUCUCCAAAUGUCAACAGAAGACACAUAACCAUGUUCAACCAAAUGAUAGUUUGUCGCAUCACAUCAGUUAAUGUGGCAUUAUAUCAUGGAUUUAGUUAAAUAUGGUAAUUUCAUUUCCCAUCAUACAAAUGUGAUAUUUUUAUUUUCAUGUUUUCAUAGAAAAAUAUUAGUUUGAGAUUUAUGUAAUAGUAAUGAGGCCAGUCAUCUAUUUGGGAAUUUAGCUUAUUUUCACUAAACACUAAUGUCUAAGGAAUCUAUUAGUGUUUUAGCAGUUAGUGUUUUGAUAUUUAUACUUGUAAUGAUGGCAGUCAUUGCUUAAAUUGUGCGCACAUGUAUAUGCUACGAAGUUUCUUUUGUGAAAGUUUGGAUGACAGCCAAAUGUUUGUAUAUAUUGCAUUGUUUCAUAUGGCUCAGGAUUUUUUCUUUGUAUAUAAUUCUCAGCUACAGAUAGGACAAAGUAUAAUUUAUAGAAAGCAUUAUUACAAAGGAAUCUGCUUUUAUGUAUUGGUAGUAUUGUUUUCAGGUUAAAACCCAGGAAUAUUGCAUGAAAGCAGAUUCUAGAAAUUUAGGCAAAGGCUCUGAGCCAUGGGAAGAUUACUAGUUAGGAGAAACAUUCAGGCUUCACCUUGAACGUGAAUUAUCAUUUAUGGAGACAACUUUUAUACUGUUGUUGCCCCAAGGACCAGUUACUGUUGGUAACUAACUUGAGUGAGUGAAGUACCAUGAUGUUUGCUAUUUUUAAACUAACAGCCAAUCAUCUGCAUCAUUGAAAAUUGCCGAUGGUAUUUUUACUUGAGAUUUAGAUUAAGAAAGUCAUAAACAGUACUAACUAGAGUACAAUAUUCCUUGACAUUCAAAUGAAAAUGUGUUAUGUCUACAGUAUAGAAGUAAAAGACAUAGCUCCAUGUAACUUUAGAUUGAAAUAAUUGAAAUGUUAAUGUUCAUCUGUGAACGGUGUGGCCUUCUACUCAUUUUUGCUUUUAGUUUAAGUACAUCGCUUGGUCAUUUAUUUUCUUAAGUGGUUUCAUGUACAUAAAAGUAAAUCAAGACUAUGGCAAGAACAGUAUAUACAUAUAGGAAACUGAUGGCCUAUAUUUAGGCUGAUUAAAGUAAGGCAGUGCUACAAAUUAUGUAACAAAGUGAUUACUUAAAUUUAAAGGCAGUUUCAUACCAUUGUGGACUGUCACCCAGGGAGUUUUUGUAUUGUAAAUUUUGAAGCCAAUGUCUCCUCUUCUUUUUUAUGUUGGCCUUUAGGAAUUAAAUUUGCUUUGGCAUGUUUUUUUUUUUUUUUUUUUUUUUUUUUUGCAUAUAUAUAUAGCUGCAGAUGGUGGGUGCUAAAGAUGUGUUUUAGAACUUAGACCCUAUUAGGUCACCUUCUUUUGACUUGUUUGUAGCUGAUAAACGUGAGAUUGAAUGUGUGCGUGUGCAUAUAGUGGAGUUGCUGUGUGGCUAGAGAGAAGCUUCACAAAGUCUAUUACUAUUUAUUUUCAAUAUGAGCGAGGCUGUUAUUCUUUUUCUUAAAAAAUGUACUACUUUUGUUGGAUAUAUAGAAAACAUUCACCAUCAAAUAACAGGAAUGUGAUUGUCCUCCCUUGCACAUAUGAAUGAUAUAUCAUUAUACCAUCAUUGUGUGAAUAAAUCAUAAAAUUA
Messenger RNA from Macrobrachium nipponense, 5238 nucleotides. RefSeq names its product UDP-N-acetylglucosamine--peptide N-acetylglucosaminyltransferase 110 kDa subunit-like (gene sxc). The coding region runs from base 205 to 3369 and encodes 1054 amino acids. The transcript is spliced from 20 exons. Gene Ontology annotation, biological process: protein O-linked glycosylation. Gene Ontology annotation, molecular function: protein binding; protein O-acetylglucosaminyltransferase activity. The record is from RefSeq and is a predicted model, not a curated record. NCBI's taxonomy places the organism in Eukaryota, Metazoa, Arthropoda, Malacostraca, Decapoda, Palaemonidae.